Messenger RNA from Pecten maximus, 2287 nucleotides. RefSeq lists its product as uncharacterized. The record is from RefSeq and is a predicted model, not a curated record. Lineage: Eukaryota; Metazoa; Mollusca; Bivalvia; Pectinida; Pectinidae. The transcript is spliced from 3 exons. Bases 33 to 410 code for a protein of 125 amino acids.
CUACAGUAACAGAAAGUAAUUCAGUAUCGCGUAUGACCUUGUCAUCUGAUAGCAGUAAUACCCAAAGUUUGACCAUCACAGUGACGUGUGCAUAUCCAGCAGUUUCACUUGACUUGUCCUUCGUGCCGACUGGAGGGGGUAAUGAGGAGAAUGCCCCAUCGUCAACAUCAACAUGUACCUCUACUGGUAACACAGGGUGUUCUGACACAGAUGCCAACAGUUACACCUGUGUCAUUACACCACAACAUGAGGCAACUCUAUCAGCUGGUACAACAUACCAUAUCAAGGCAGCAGUUAAGUUAGACGGGUUGUCUAUUGGAGUAGACAUCACCAUCAAUGGCACAGAUAUAACAGUGCAAGCAAUCACUACCACUACCACUCCAGGUAGGUUAUCAUCAGUUACUCGUUAAUUUACCUGAACCUUUGUAUACUUUUGUAUUGAUACCUACAGGUAUGACAUUGUACGCAGAACACAUGUACAGUCAAGACACACAUCAGAAACUUCACUCAUUAAUUAUGUAACAAUAAUUCAUAAAAUGAUCAAAUGAACAUAUAUUCAUUUUUGAGAAUUUUUCUUUACAAGAGAUCUUAAAUUACUUGACUGGAAGACCCAGCUGUGGUCUUAGUACAAUUUGUCAGAUCCUUGUAAUCAUACUUCAUCCUUUGUUGCUUUGUUGAAAUGUGUUAAAUCUAUAUAUAAUGUAUACGUAUGCUGUAUGUCCUUGAAGGAUAUUUAAGCCACCACAGCUUUUCUGCAUCACUUUGAAUAAUAGACAUGUAAUGAAAAGAUUUUGGAUGAAGAGUUUGAAAAGUAGCGAGUACGUAAAAUUAUGAUGAGGAUCAUUUAAUAAUAAUCUUUGAUUAAUUACAUUAUGAUCUCAAUAUAAUGCAAACCUCGUAUCAAAGAAAACAUUUAUGAUCAAUGCAAUCAAAUGUUAUUGUCGACUAAUAUAAUAUACUUUUGCAUUAAAGUUAAAAUGUUUGCUUCUCCCUCUAAUUUCAUCCCUGUGUCUGAUAAAAUACCAGUGUGUUGAUCUGUAUAAGAUUAUCAUUAAAACCAAGAUAUAUAUUCUUCUCUUAUCAACAGAUGGCAUUUGUUUAUAUUUACUAAUACUAAGGCCUAUAGCUAUGUGACAUUAGAAAUAUUAAUGUCUGUGACUUAGGUAAUUUAUACUAAUUAAGGCCUGCAACAUUCAGAAUUAUAAAGGUGUGACCUUAAGAUAAACUGUUAUCAAGAUACAUGUCAAUCAUCUUCUCUAAUAAAGAUACCUGUCAAUCAUCCUCUCCUAUAAAGAUACCUGUCAAUCAUCCUCUCCUAUAAAGAUACCUGUCAAUCAUCCUCUCCUAUAAAGAUACCUGUCAAUCCUGCUCUCCUGAACCAUCGAUUUAUGAUAUUUCAUGCAUUUUAUCUAAAUGUUUAAUUUAUCAAUCACUACCACUACUACUACCUCUACCACUUCCACUACCACUCCAGGUAGGUUAUCAUCAGUUACUCGUUAAUUUACCUGAACCUUUGUAUACUUUUGUGUUGAUACCUACAGGUAUGACAUUGUACUUAGAACACAGACAAGACAUUUAUAAAAUAUUCAAAUGAACAUAUAUUCAUUCAAAGUAAUUUUUUUAAGAGGGCUGUGGUCUUAGUACAAUUUGUCAAAUCCUGGUAAUUAUACUUUUCUCCUUUGUUGAAAUAUGUUGCAAGUAUAUCUCCGGAAACUAGAAACUAGUUUGAUGCUUCAGUGUAUGUAUUGACCGGACUGCAAUAAGUCUGUGUUUCUGGUUUUGCUCUGAAAAUGUUUGGAAUCAGUUGAUUUGCAAACAGUUUUGUUUCAUGAGUAUCUUUAUCAUUUGGGUCAUGUAAAAAAGAAAAAGAUCUUUUCCUCUUUUACGAUGCUUGUUUAUAAUGACCUUUACAACAUGGUUGUCAAACAUCAGAUAAUGAAUAAAGUAAUGCAGAAAGGGAGCAUGUAUUAGUGAGCAGUGAAAUAUUUUGGUUUUGACCUAAACUUAGGUCGUGACCUUGGCAAUACCAGGGAUUUGACCUUGGCAACACUGAGGUUAGAUUGGAAUCUUGGCAAUAGUAAGGAUGUGACCUUGGCAGCUCUGAGGUUAGGUUAUGACCUUGGCAAUACUAGGGAUGUGACCUUGAUAGCACUGAGGUUAGAUUGUGACCUUGGCAAUACUAAUGAUGUGACCUUUAUAGCACUGAGGUUAAAUCGUGACCUUGGCAAUACUAGGGAUUUGACCUUGGCAACACUGAGGUUAGAUUGGAAUCUUGGCAAUAGUAAGG